AACAAUAGUAGAGACCGCCUCCUUUGACUCACCACAGGGGGGCGCUGCUACUCUGUGAUGUUUGACGUCAUCGAACAGCAGGAAUCCACGUGAUAAGUUUGGAUUCCAUUUUGUCACAUGGAGUUGUUGGGGGAGUUUAUUUAAGAUAAAAAUAUAUUAUACCUCAUUAUUAUUAACUCUAAACACGGUCUUCACAGUUUCUUCCUUUCAGAUACAAAGAUAAUAAUUGAUCUUCUUUUUAACAACAUUCAUGUUGGAAGGUGAAGAUCCCACAACGACACAGUGAUUCUAAAUAAAAGUUUCAUAGUUUCUACAGACACACCGAGCUGUGUGUUCCUGCCGGGACUCGAUGGUUAAAUGAUGAUUGAAGGACCUUAACGGAGUCACAGAGUGAAAGAACCUGAGCGGAUGGAGGUGUCUCCUGCAGGGCUGAUGGGAGGUGUGAGGACCCGCCUCUCUCCCCUCAGCUGGUCCUCGUUGGUCCUCCUGCUGCUUCAGAGCUCCACUUCUGCUCGGGUUCACCAGAGGAAACACCGAUGCACGCCAUGCUUUCCCUCCCAGCUGCUGCUCUGUGCGCCCUGUGUUCAGCUUUGGUUGCCAUGGCAGCACAGCUGAUUCAGGAGGACCUGACGUUGACCAGGAGAGUUGGUGGGAAAGUUUCCUUCAGCUGUCGAGGCACUAAACAGUGUCCCUAUGAUUAUGUAAUCUGGUUCCAGAAGAGAGACACGGGAACAUUCACACGGAUUCUUCGUAUUGAUAAGACAAAUGGAUACAUAUAUAAGGGGUACAAUCAUCCUCAGAAAGAUGAUUUCACAGCUGUGAAUAAAGGAGAUGGCUGUGAUUUGGAGAUACAGAAAGUUAAACCCAGUCAUUCAGCCUCCUACUACUGCUCCUGUUGGAUCCUCACAGUGAGAAAAGCUUCCUGCAGCCUGAACAAAAACCAUCAGAAGAACAGGAACUACAAACUCACCAAAGUUCAUCCUCUGAGGACCAUGAACGUGUCCUCAGAGACGCUGUUUUUGUCUCGCUCUGUUUCACUGUGGGAUCCAUAUGAUGAUUACCGUUACUAUGGUUACUUAAUCUUUGGUUCUGGGACCAAACUGUACGUAACAGGUGAGGAGGUGGUGAAGCCCGUGGUGAGCGUGUACCCAGCAGCAUCCAGCGCCAACCUGGAGGGGAGGAGCUCCCUGCUGUGUCUGGCCUCCUCCAUGUUUCCUCCUCUGGUCCGGUUCUCCUGGAAAAGACAGAAGGAGAACGGUCCUCUGGUGGAGAUGCUCCCUGCUGAGGCAGAGCAGCUGGAGCUCACAGAGUCCGGACGCACCGCCGCCAUCUUGCUGGUCCAUCAGCAGGAGAACAGCCGCUAUCGAUACCGCUGCUGCGUCCACCACGAGGGGGGAAGGGUGGAGGCCCAGACCGAGCAAGAGGUCAGAGUUCCUCCAUCAGGUCCAGGCCCGUCUCCGUACCAGGUGAAGCUGCUGUGCCGGCUCUACGUGGGGCUGGUAGUGAAGAGCCUGGUGUUCUGCUGUGGAGUCUCUCUGGUGAUGGUCCUCAGGAACACUGCUCACAUGUAGGACUUCUCUCCUCUUCACCUCCAUCCGUUAGUCCCUUUGAUCAGCAAUCAUUAACAUCUGCUUCCAGGUGAUGCUUAUGUUCAGAUGUUAAACACCACCAUCCUAAAGGUAUGAAUACAUACACCUGUGUAUUCUACUGUCAUUUACUGACAUUUACUGUCAUUAUUUCUACUGUUAAUUACAGUAUUUCUACUUAAACAUCUUGUAUAAUGAUGGAACAUGAUGCUGAAUCAUCAGCUAUCUGUUAAAUAGUCUGAUUUUCCUUCAAAUGAAGGUUGAUUAUCUGUUUGUUGGGAUCCUCAAGUGAUGGUUUUAUACGUAAUAUUGAUGAAGUCUAUUUGUGGUCGUUGUGUUUUCUGCUUCAGUUUGUUUCUUCAUGCAUUGAACACGUUGUGAAAUGAAUAAA
Molecule: messenger RNA, 1977 nt
Organism: Pungitius pungitius (ninespine stickleback)
Lineage: Eukaryota; Metazoa; Chordata; Actinopteri; Perciformes; Gasterosteidae
Product: immunoglobulin lambda-1 light chain-like
Exons: 6
Coding region: 537-1571 (344 amino acids)
Source: RefSeq, a predicted model, not a curated record